AGUGUAAAUUGAGUUGCCGAAGAUGCUAGCUUGUAGAAGGAAGCAUCAAUCUACGAGAUAAACUGGUGUUGAGGACUGGGAGGAAGAGAAUCUAUGUCUCAAAAGCCUCGGCGUUGUCUGUCUAAUAAGAUUUAUGGUUGAAAUAUCACAGGCUGCAAGGCUUACCAGUAGAUGAGUGAUAAGGGUUUGCCAUGGAACUUCAGCUUUGCAGUUAGAAGUAAAAGUCAUCUUUCUUGACAUCAACAGAUUAGUAGAAGGAAUAAAUGGACAUGGCCCAGGGACCCCCUCUCCCACACAGAUCUGACAGUUUACCAGAGUACCAAAGCACCCCUCCCAUCCCCCCUAAACCCCAGCUUACAGAGUCCCAGGCUGAGAGAAAGGCCGGAAGCUUGAAGAAGAUGGCCACUGUUGAUCAGCUGAAUCUUGAGAUGUCUGUUAACCAGGAAUUCGAGUCCAAAAAUCAUUACAGGAACUGCUUCAAGACAUUUCAUGACUAUUACUUAAAGGGUCAGUUGUGUGACAUAGAGAUUAAGGUUGGGGAGAAAACCUUUGCCUGUCAUCGAGUCAUACUUUCCUCUGUCAGUAAUUAUUUUCGCACCAUGUUCAUGUCGGAAAUGACAGAGAGCAGAGAGAGAGAGGUCACCAUUCAUGACAUUGACGAGAGUGCCAUGGAGAUGUUAGUGCAAUAUGCCUAUACAGCAAAAAUUCAGCUCACCACUGAAAAUGUCCAGCCCAUUCUGUAUGCAGCCUCCAUUUUGCAGAUAGAAGUUGUUGCUAAAGCUUGUUGUGAAUUCAUGAAGAAACACCUUCAUCCUACUAACUGUAUUGGAGUUCACAAUUUUGCCCACCAGCAUAAUAGAAUAGAGUUAAUCAAAAUGGCAGAUGAUUAUAUUUUGGAGAACUUCUUGGAGGUGGUUGAUACGGAGGAAUUUAAAACUCUGCCCUUUGACCUCAUGGAAAAAUUGGUAUCCUCCCCAGAUCUUAACGUGGAGAAUGAGAAUCAAGUAUACGAGGGGGUAAUGAAGUGGAUCAAAAUGGACAUUGAGAAUCGGAAGUGUUAUUUGGGGAAGCUGAUAGCCAAAAUAAAGCUGCCACUACUGAGCCCGGAUUACUUACUGCAGACUGUGGCUACAGAGGAGCUGAUCAGGAGAGACCUGGAAUGUCGAGACUAUGUAGACGAGGCUAAGGCGUAUCAAAUGUCUCUGGCCAGUCUGGUCUCCAAUGUUAGAAUAUCCCAGAACACCAGGCCCAGGAAAAACUACGCAGGUGUGCUGUUCUGUGUUGGGGGAAGGGGGGCCUCUGGGGACCCAUUCAAGAGUAUAGAAGUGUAUGAUCCCCGCAGAAAUAGGUGGUUCCAGGUCAGUGAAAUGAACACCAGGAGGCGCCAUGUGGGAGUGUGCUGUUCUGGAGGUUUGUUGUAUGCUAUUGGGGGACAUGAUGGUACCAAACACUUGAAGAGUGGUGAGGUGUUUGAUCCUGCCUUAAACAGCUGGAAGACCUCAGUAAAACCUAUGUCUACCCCAAGGAGGGGGAUAGCCCUGGCUUGUCUAGGGUCAGCUAUAUAUGCUGUGGGGGGACUGGACGAUUCCACCUGUUACAGUCUGGUGGAGAGGUAUGACCCGUCUGUUGACCAGUGGACAAUGGUAGCCAGUAUGAAUAUUCCUCGAGGUGGAGUGGGGGUUACUGCAUUGAAAGAUAAUAUUUAUGCUGUCGGUGGGAAUGAUGGCAUUUCUUCCUUAGACAAGUGUGAGAAGUAUGAUCCACUCCUUAACAAGUGGACUUUUAUUGCACCCAUGAAUCGUCACAGAGCAGGGGCAGGGGUAGCAGAGUUAGAUGGUUACCUGUAUGUAGUAGGAGGAUUUGACGACAGUUCCCCACUGGACUCCUGUGAGAGGUAUGACCCCCACACUAAUACCUGGACCUUUGUUACCAGUAUGUCUUGUUGUCGGGGAGGAGUGGGAGUUGCCUCCCUUGGGGGUCAGAUGUAUGCAGUAGGGGGUCAUGAUGGCUCUAAUUAUUUGAGCUCUGUUGAGUCCUAUGACCCCAUUGAGGACAAGUGGUGUUUUGUCAGUAGUAUUGGGAAUUGCCGCGCCGGGGCAGGAAUAUCUUACGCCUCCUAUACUUCUGCCAUGCUUUUCUCCGCUGGCAUAUGUGCAGAUGGGAAACUGCCAACGAUAUAAGUCAGUGUAGAGCAGGGGCGGGACUAGCCUACUGUUACUGUCCCCCAGCUAAACUCCAGCCAACUCAACAACCCUACGUCUGUCAACUACAGUGUUAUUGAUAGGAUCAAUGACCAGCAACAUUAGCCCUCACAUAAGUACAGCAACCCAACCUCUGUAAAUUACAGUGUUAGUGAUAGAAUCAAUAACCAGGAAAAUAAUACAGCCCUUACAGAAUUACAGCAACCCAAACUCUGUAGACUACAGUGUUACUGAGAAUCAACGACCAGCAACAUCAGCCCUCACAGAGUUACAGCAACCCAAACUCUGUCGACUACAGUGUUACUGAGAAUCAACGACCAGCAACAUCAGCCCUCACAGAAUUACAGCAACCCAAACUCUGUCGACUACAGUGUUACUGAGAAUCAACGACCAGCAAUAUCAGCCCUCACAGAAUUACAGCAACUCAAUCUCUGUCAACAACAGUGUAACUGACAGAAUCAAUGACAAGCAACAUCAGCCCUCACAGAAUUACAGCAACCCAAACUCUGUCGACUACAGUGUUACUGAGAAUCAACGACCAGCAACAUCAGCCCUCACAGAAUUACAGCAACCCAAACUCUGUCAACCAGUAUUAAUGACAGAAUCAAUGACCAGCAACAUAAUAUACCAGCCCUUAGUAGUACAGCAACCCAUCAUCUGUCAACAGCAGUGUUACUGAGAAUCAACAACCAGCAAAAUAAUACAGCUUUUACAGAAUUACAGCAACCCAUCAUCUGUAAAUUACAGUGUUAUUGACAGAAUCCACAUUCAGUAACAUGAUGCAACAGACUUCUCAGAAUUACAGCACCCCACUGUCUACUAAGUAGAGAUAAUGACAGGAUCAGCAAUUAGCAACAAAAUACAGCAACCCUUGCAGAAUUACAGCAACCCACCUCAUCAACUACACUGUUUCUGACUUGAACAGCCACCCACAACAAAACACAACUGCUAUUUCACAAUCCUUAGUCUCUCAAAUUCUGGUACAAUAUACUUUUAACAGUUUCUGAUAGAAUCAAAAAGGUAGAACUGCAAUUGUGUUUGGAUUCUUAGAAAACACUGUCAAAAAUGAAUUCAGUAAUACUAAUAAUUCACAUAGUAUAGGUAACAUAUUGCCAUUGUACACUUGAUACUGGCUAGUCGGUUUCACUGCGAAUUCAACCUUUCUUUUCAUUCCCAUUUACCAUUUUUUGUAUGAUCUUUACUCUAUGUAAUCCAACACCUGUCUAUUUUGACACAAAAUUUUUCUCUGGGCAUGUUGUUUUAGACAGGUUUUACUGUCUCUGUCAAGAUCAACAGAUAUUGGAUUAAGUUACCCUAGGAAACUAAAAAAAAUAUAAUGAUUUUACAUCUUCAAAGAGAAGCUGGAUGAGAGAUUUUUUUGCCGUGGUUUAUUUAUUUUUAUUAGAAUCAGAGAAGUUUUAAUAUUGGAACUUUGUGCAAAGCUGUUUUACUUAAUGCUUUUGUAGAGUAUUUUUCAUUCCACAUUCAGCAAGGAAUUUGUUUAGUAGUUUGUAUAUAUGCAUGUAUAUAUGUUUUUUCCCUUUUUAAAAAAAAUUUAAAACCCAUCCUUUAAUAUUGUGCAAUAUGUUUUCCUAUUGUAUACAUUAUUUUUUUAGAAGAAUUGUGCUAUUUUUGCCAUAUGUACAGUUUGUAUACAAGUGUACAUUUAUUUAAUUAUUUUGAUAGAGUGCUACCUAUGCCCAUAUUGCCAUGGUUACAUUCAAUGUUUAUGUCCAGUAAACUCUACUAAAAAGGAUAAAAUGUUCUGUGACAAGAAGUCCAGGGUCUCUCAAUGGUAGUUUAUGCAUGAAGACUUGAUUUCUUUACAUUUUUGUUUUCAAUAAUAAUAAAGAUGGUUAGUGAGCCAUUCAAAUCUGAGCUACACAUAUUGUAUUUAUUUAUUUAUAUCUGAGUUAUAUAAUUCCCUACCAUCAGUGUUCAUGCAGGUUAUACAGUACAUGUAUUUAUACACAAUCUUGGUCUAAAAAGUUUCAUGUUUACAUCUGUUUCUGAGAUAUAUUUAUGGAAUAUCUAAAUUUACAUGUAAGUGCUCAUUUUGUCAAACUUGUAGUUUGCUACAGUUUAUAUGUAAGAAUGUUUUAGUUCUUUACAUGUUGUUACUUUUAGUUGAAUUUCAAUAAAAGGUUUAUUGAUA
This is a messenger RNA of Saccostrea cuccullata (small rock oyster), 4356 nucleotides long. Its product is annotated as kelch-like protein 8. The record is from RefSeq and is a predicted model, not a curated record. Gene Ontology annotation, molecular function: protein binding. NCBI's taxonomy places the organism in Eukaryota, Metazoa, Mollusca, Bivalvia, Ostreida, Ostreidae. The coding region runs from base 264 to 2180 and encodes 638 amino acids. The transcript is spliced from 9 exons.